GCCAUGAAGACAACAGGAGUCUUUGUGCUCCUCGCUCUGGCAGUUCUUUGCUUGGCAAAUGCUGACAAAGAGAACGAAGUGGACUGCAGUGAAUACAGGAGGUUAGAGAGAGGAAAACCCAUUUACUGCGAAAGGCUCUAUCAACCCUUCUGCGGCUCUGAUGGAAAAACAUAUAACAACAAAUGUUCUUUCUGCAAAGCAGUCCUGUAA
Messenger RNA from Pipra filicauda (Wire-tailed manakin), 210 nucleotides. RefSeq names its product serine peptidase inhibitor Kazal type 9. Bases 4 to 210 code for a protein of 68 amino acids. NCBI's taxonomy places the organism in Eukaryota, Metazoa, Chordata, Aves, Passeriformes, Pipridae. The record is from RefSeq and is a predicted model, not a curated record. The transcript has 3 exons. Gene Ontology annotation, molecular function: serine-type endopeptidase inhibitor activity; protein binding.